UCGGCCGCCAGCACUAAAGAUGGAGAGGCGCCGGGGCCUCGCAGGGGAGGGGGCUCGGCGUUGACGUGGGACGCGGCGGAGGCGCCGCAGCCGGUGGUGAUUUGCUAACCUCGCAGCAGAGAGGAGUUAAGGGCGAUGAGAGCGGGUACUGCGAACUGCCGGGCUAUGCCGCCGCCGCCGCCGUAAUACCGAGAGCAACAGUUCCACCACAACACCCCUCCCAGACACAGACACACACACACCCCCACAGGCACGCACACCCACCCCAGAGCGCACGGCUCGGCAGCGGCCUUUUUAUCCAGCUGAUCCUGCAAGGCCACCCUGCCCUACCAGACAGAGACCAGAAGGAAAGACAGCCUCAUGCCUGAGCCCCGGACAGUGCCAUGGAUCUGACAAAGAUGGGCAUGAUCCAGUUGCAGAACCCCAGCCACCCCACAGGGCUGCUGUGCAAAGCCAACCAGAUGCGGUUGGCAGGGACCCUGUGCGAUGUGGUCAUCAUGGUGGACAGUCAAGAGUUCCACGCUCACCGGACAGUCCUGGCCUGUACCAGCAAGAUGUUUGAGAUCCUUUUUCACCGAAACAGCCAGCACUAUACCUUGGACUUUCUGUCGCCAAAGACCUUCCAGCAGAUCCUGGAGUAUGCUUACACAGCUACCCUCCAAGCCAAGGCUGAGGACCUGGAUGACCUGCUCUAUGCAGCAGAGAUCCUGGAGAUUGAGUACCUGGAAGAACAGUGUCUGAAGAUCCUGGAGACCAUCCAGGCCUCUGAUGACAAUGACACAGAGACCACCAUGGCAGAUGGUGGCGCCGAGGAGGAAGAGGACCGAAAGUCGAGGUACCUCAAGAAUAUCUUUAUCGCGAAGCAUUCCAUCGAGGACAGUGGGUACGCUGGCGUGGCCGGGCAGCACCUCCCAGGAGCUGUGGCAGAGCAGAACCCUUCCGUGUCCACUUCUUUUGGCCUUGCAGCCAUGAGUCCCACCAAGGCUGCUGUGGAUAGCUUGAUGAGCAUCGGGCAGUCUCUUCUCCAGGGAGCCCUGCAGCCACCUGGGGUGCCUGAUGAGUCCAGCCUAGCCAGUGUUGGGCGGCACCCUGGGGUGGCAGAGGUAAAGACCGAGAUGAUGCAGGUGGAUGAAGUGCCCGGUCAGGAAAGCCCAGGAACGGCUGAGUCCAGCACCUCAGGUGGCGGUGGGGACAAGGCUGAGGAGAGGAGCAAGGAUGGGCCUGGGACACCCACCAGGAGCAGUGUUAUCACCAGCGCUCGGGAGCUGCACUAUGGACGGGAGGAGAGCACAGAGCAGCCGGUGGUCCCUGCUGAAGCCAGCCAGGGUCCCCCUGGGCGGCCGGAGCACUCUGUUGCCUCCGCUGAGAAGCACCUGGGCCUCUAUUCGGUUCUUCCCAAUCACAAGACGGACUCAGUGCUGAGCAUGCCAUCUUCCAUGACCUCGACCCUGCACAUGCAGCCAGCAGCUCUGGCUGUCUCCAUGGACUUUAGCAGCUACGGCGGGCUGUUGCCACAGGGCUUCAUCCAGAGGGAGCUCUUUAGCAAACUGGGUGAGCUGGCCGUGGGCAUGAAGACUGAGAACCGGGCCACGGGGGAGCAGUGCAGCGUCUGUGGGGCUGACCUUCCUGACAAUGAUGCUGUGGAACAGCACAGGAAGCUACACAGCGGGAUGAAGACAUACGGGUGUGAGCUGUGUGGGAAGCGGUUCCUAGAUAGUUUACGACUGAGAAUGCACUUACUGGCUCAUUCAGCUGGUGCCAAAGCCUUCGUCUGUGAUCAGUGUGGUGCCCAGUUCUCCAAGGAGGAUGCGCUGGAGACACACAGACAAACACACACAGGCACUGACAUGGCUGUCUUCUGUCUAUUGUGUGGGAAGCGCUUCCAGACUCAGAGUGCCCUCCAGCAGCACAUGGAGGUCCACGCAGGUGUACGCAGCUACAUCUGCAGUGAGUGCAACCGCACUUUCCCCAGCCACACGGCUCUCAAGCGCCACCUUCGCUCACAUACAGGUGACCACCCAUAUGAAUGCGAAUUCUGUGGCAGCUGUUUCCGGGACGAGAGCACGCUCAAGAGCCAUAAGCGUAUCCACACAGGGGAAAAGCCCUAUGAGUGCAACGGCUGCGGAAAGAAGUUUAGCCUCAAGCACCAGCUGGAGACCCACUACAGGGUCCAUACAGGUGAGAAGCCCUUUGAGUGUAAGCUCUGUCACCAGCGUUCACGGGACUACUCUGCCAUGAUCAAACACCUGAGAACACACAACGGCGCCUCCCCCUACCAGUGUACCAUCUGCACCGAGUACUGCCCCAGCCUCUCGUCCAUGCAGAAGCACAUGAAGGGCCACAAGCCUGAGGAGAUCCCACCUGACUGGAGGAUCGAGAAGACUUACCUCUAUCUGUGUUACGUGUGAAAAGGGCUCCAAGGUGGGGGGAGGGGGGGGGGGCAAGAGGACGAAGUGGAAGAAGAAAGUUUUAAGAGAGAGAUGAAAUCAUUGAAGGACUGCAUACAUACACACACGCGCGCGCACACACACACACACACACACACGAAAAGAAGAAAAAGGACUGGAUUGAUAACUUUGUUUGACCCUGGUAUCUAUACAAGAUUCUCUCUCCAGGCUUGUGCCAUGGGGCUGGGUGCCCCAGGGCACAGGUGUAGCCCUCUCUGGGACAGUCUAAGUGAUUUUCAUUUGGGGGGAGGGGGGGAGUGUUGUUUUAUUCUGCAUUGAUGGUGUUCUUGUGUUCUCUAUCAUCCUUGCCUUGAUUCCUUCUUCCUCUGACCAGGAGCCAAGUUUAGGGAAGUGGGGUUAGGGGUCUGUCUGGCCAGAGCUGAGCACUGCCUGACUCUCCUCAGACAGAGGUCAAGGGGUUGGGGGGAGGUAGGGUAGAUGAAGUUUGUAAUCUUCUAUAGAAUAAACAGUGCUGGCUGGCUAUGUCCUGCCCCCUUCCCCCACCCCCAACACACACACACACACACACACACACACACACACACAAAAUAUCUUGGCUACUUUCUUCUCUCUCUCUCCCUGUUUUCGUGGCCCUCUGUUUUUGAUAUGAGCUUGUCUCCUACUUUCCGAGCCACACUGCCUUCCCUAGGUCCCAGUACCCAAAGUCUCAAGAAGCUCCCGUAUAUACCAGGCCUUCCAGUGGUGAAGGGUCACCCUCUCUACCCAACUCUCCUCUCUGACGUGUGACUCAGGCCCAUCCCCACCCACUUUGCCAUAGUUUUCUAAGAGCAACGGCAAAACAGAACAGCAGCUCUCUCUAGGGGCAGGACUGCCCCUAGAAAUGGAAAAAGAGGAGAUGCGAAAACACAUACACACAACCCCCACAGUCAAUUUUUAUUGGGGAAGGUACACACAGCUCAGUUCAAGAACAAAUAUUUAUUAAGCACCUAUGUGCAUCACAGUACUAGGGGCUAAGUAUAACAAAGAUAAAACAACAAUCCCUGUCUUCAAGGAGCUUACAAUCUAUACAGAAAGGGGCUGAUUUCUUAAGGGAAAUAUUUAGAGGACAUCCCCCUUCCAACCCCAAGCCUAGUGUGCCUCCACACCUGGAGGAGGAAGAUAGAGGGUGGGCCUGUCUUGUGGUUUCUCAGAGUCUGCCCGAAGGCAAAGGAACAGCCCCUCAGUCAGCUGUGGGAUCAGUUCCCAAGAUCCUCCAGGAAGGACAAUACUGGGGUACAAAGCGCUGGGACUCAUCUUUAUAUAACCCAGGCCUGCUUCCCCCACUUGCUGCACCCCCUGAAUCUGCCAAGGAAUGGAAGAGGAGGAAGCUUUUUAUUCUCGUUGCAUUUUGCUUCUUUUCAUGACCCCCCCCCCCAUUCUCUUUCUCUCUGCGUUUAGCACAUUGUACUUGAAUUACCUCAGUUUUUUGUGACCUCAUGAGCUUUUCCCCCAUGUAUGUGUGGAUUUGUUUUUAUUGUUAUUGUUUUAUGUGUGCUUGUGUGUUGUUUUUUUUUUUAGGGGAGGGGGUGGUCUUUUUCUUGUGUAAAGUUGUAAAUGUUUGUUUUUUUACAAACUUUGGUUUGUGAUCUUCCAUCCCAAUGGCACCCACUAGUUAUCCCCUACCCACUUCCCCUCACCCCUCACCCCUGGAGGGGUCAAGGGAUGAUGCAGUGCUCAGGAUGGGAGAGUAAAGUCCUAUUAGUGCUGGGGAAAGUGGGAGGACUCAGAUAGGAGUUCCCAGAGGCUUAAAGUAGUUGCCUACCAGCUUGGCUUUUGUGAAUGUGGCAGAGCUGCCCAAUAGUGAAACCGGGUCAUUUGUAAGGUCCGUCCAGUUAAAUCAGAUCCCAGACUCCUCUAUAAAAAGCCCACCUUUCCCACACUUCAAGUCUUUCAGGCUUCCAGGUUUGGAUUAUUUGGAUUCUUGUAGCUCUAUGGCCCUAGCCCCUGGUGUGCAUUGUCAUUACCAAAAUUGGCAUUUUUUUCCCUAGGCCAGUCUGGUGGGAGACUUAAGAUUUUGUUGUUGGGGGUUUUAUUUUGUUCUGUUUUUGGUUGGGGGAGGGAUUUUUUUUUUUUCCUGAAAGCUACCUCUUAUGUUCGUCUGUCCAGUUCUUUCUGUUCCUUUGCCCGUCUCCCCCAUCCCAUCGUUCUGAUCCCCUCCCCCAAUUUUGAAAGCACAUUGGCAAUAUUUGUGUUUGCUUUGGGAUGGGCUGCUGCUUCAUCUCAGGCUUUAUUUGCAAUGAUCGUGUGUGUUUGUGUGUACCUGUAUUUGUCUUUCUCUCUCUGGGAAAGUUGUGGCUGCAUUUUAUCUAUGUUAUAAAAAGUGAUCUUUUAGGAAGCUGUAUGUGACGGGGAGGAUCAUGAAGAAUAAAGGGAAGUUGGAGGGAUGGGGUGCUGCUGUGACCCCCCCCCCCAUCCCCCUGCCUUUAUGCCUCCUACCACCCAAUUCAACCUCGUCCACCAAAUCUGAAGGCCUUAAAUCUAGGGGGACAGGAUUUGGAGGGUGGGGAGGAGUAAUCACAUGAUAAGACCAGUGGGCAGGGGCAGGGGGUGGGGGUCAAGGGAGGGUACUGUUUUGCAGUUAUCUUAAAGACUUAGUGCUUUGGAAAGGAAAAAAAAAGUUAAACUUGAAAUAUGUGACUAGGACAGUUGUUUUGUUUAUAAUGUGAAAAGAUAGUGGUAUCAUUUUGGGGAGGGGCUGAUAGUAGAAAAUUCAUUAUGCACUAAAGGUUCCUCACCUUGGGCCCCUCCCCUCUCCCUGGGAAGGAGGAAGCAGUAACUGGUCACCUGGUCCUACAAAUCCCAGAAAUAAGGAUUUUAAAGAAAGAUACCACACAGUUUUGUGGGGAAAUAAUGAAACUAUUCCAUAGGAUUAGCCAACUUUCCUCCUCUUCCCCCAACCCUAAUAGCUCUAGACCCUCCCCAUCUAACCUGGGUCCCCCCCCCCCUUCCCACUUCAUAAAAGCUGAGAGGGUUGAGCUGAUAUUUACAAAGUGUAAUAUUUUUGUAAUAUUUGUUAAUUCCUUUGUCAGUUCUCACAGAACCCUGCCCUUUCCUUUUGCAAUGUGAAUGGGGAAAAAGAAAAAAAAAAAGAAUGUGUGUGCGUGCGCGUGCUGCUGAAUGUGGGUGCUUUUUGUGUAUGCAGUUGUCUUGAAAUCAUGCAGUAUUGUAGUAAUCUGGUGUUACAGAAUUGGAUGGUACUAAAUCAGAGCCAGCUGUCUCCCUUGAUGCCCCCAGGGCUCUGUAAAUUCAGGGGGUUAGCCAGAAAGGGGUCAGGGUGAGCUGUGGGGUUUCACAAACAUGAUUGCAUAGGACUGGCAACUAUACUAGCCACCCCGUAGAGGCCCAGUCACUCACAACUGGAGUUUGGAGGAUAGUGGAACCUACUUUUUCCUCCCCCCCUCAUAUUCUCUCCCAUUACCCCACAACCUAAAAAGAGAGAAAAUGUGGCUUUUCCACAGCCCUGAUUAGCUGUGGGGAUGGAAUGUAGAAUUAGUAGUGAGAAAACAUUCUGAACUUUCCACCUGUUUGUAGAACUAGAAGAACACACAAGCCCGGGCCUUUGAAUUUCCUAAGUGUGGAAGAGGACUUGGGACUGGAAAGGUGAAGAGAGAGAGAGAGGAGAGAGGCACUGUCUCUCUUUCCCGUCGGGUCCCAGAGUUUUGUUUCCCUCUUUUCCCAACUAGCAUUCUCUCUCUCUCCUCUCCCAGGCUCCUCUUCUCCUCUCCCUCUUCCCCCCCACCCCCUCCUUCCUUUCAAUCUUCCAUCGAUGUCUCUCCCCCUACUCCCCUCAUCUUUGCUACUGCUGACAGCUAGCUCCUGCUGGCUACUGCCUUACACCUUUGUAGUGGAAUGUUUCCAGAUGGAAAGCCAGAAAAGUUGUGAAAGAGUUCCCUCUAGCCUCAAAGAUUGUGAUUCUCUUGGACCUCCUUGGUUACUUGUGGCAUUCCCCUCACAUUCAUGUGCUGCCUUUCCUGUUUGCUCCCUCAAUCACUUGAAGCAUUGAUAUCCUAUGUAUGUGUAGGAUAGACAUAUAUAAAAUAUAUCUAUCUAUAUGUAUAUAUAGAUCUAUAUAUAUGGAGAGAGAUAUAAACAAGUCAAACCCCUGCUGCUUUGUGUUGCCAAGGAUGUGGUGGUGAAGAAAAAAAAAGGUGGGAAAAUAGUUGUUGGGUAACCAGGGGGCACUAUGGACUCGUAGAUUCAGUACAAUCCAAGGAUGUAACAUAGGCUUGUUUAAUCUUUGUGCCUGAACAGUUUUUUUUUUUCAAUAUUUAGAAGAAAAGAAAAAAAAACUGCUGCAAUUCCUCACAAGUGUAUGGUACCUUUCUAGAAUCCAUUGAUUGGUACAACCAGCUGCAGGGAUGUCCCAGGAGAGGGGAGGAGGACCAUGGGCUUGCUCCCAGUUUGGGGGUGGUGGUGAGAGGUGGCCUUUGUUGAACUCCAUCCUUGGGAAGAUUGGAACCAUGUUCUGAAGCCCCAGUUGUAGGAGGAUCCAAAGGAACCAGGAUGUGAGCAAUCUGGGACAAAAAAAAAAAAUAAUGAUGAAUAAUGAAAAAUAAUAAUAAAGACCAAACUGUGCCCCAGAGGGAAAAGGUGUCGGAUCAGUUGGGAAUGUUGGGGUCUGUUGUCCCUGAUCCAUUUUUAUCUCCCCACUUUCCUAGUUCUUCCUCCUUUCCUUCCUCCCUCCUGGACCUUCUACUACCCUGAAGCUUCCAGGCCACAGGGUGCCCAGUGGUAGAGUAGAGGCACUGAUCUGGGUAUUUCAGGAAAAACCAACAGCAACACAUGGACAAACUCUGCUUUGGUGUGAAUCGUGGUGGUGAAGAAAUCUUGAGCGAGCCAGAAGAGGGGGAUAGAAGGAGAAACUGGAAGGUGGGAUGAUGGGGAAGGGGGCUGGAAGAGAAUGGCUAAUAGGCCAGCUAGCAUGACACUGCCUCCCUCCCAGGCCACCCUGGGCCAUCCCACUGUGCAGACAGGGUACCAACCUCUUGGUGUCUAUCAUAGUGUUUGUUCACAUAGUGUUAUGCAUGAUCUUUUUAAGGUUAAGAAUCCAUGGUAAAACACUGUGGAGUCCUAUCCAUAUAUAUAUAUAUAUAUAUAAAUAAAUAUAAAUAUAUAUGUAAAUUAUAGCACUGAGGGCCGCCGCCCUGCUGGACCAAGCAAAACUAAGCCUUUUGGUUUGGGUGUUUUUGUUUUGUUUUCAUUUUGUUGUUUUUGUUUUCGUUUUCAUGGCUUGUCUUAUGUCGCGACAGCACAAGUGCCGGUCCGAUCGCUCUGUAUUACAAAAUAGUGUUUUUAAUUAAUUGAUGUUCUAGUUAAUGUCUACCUCAGCACCUCCUCUUAGCCUAAUUUUAGGAGGUUGCCCAAUUUUGUUUCUUCAAUUUUACUGGUUCCUUUUUUUUGUACAAAUCUGUCUUUCUCCCGCCUCCCUCGUUCCCGCUUCUCUUCCCUUUUCUCUUCCUCUCCCUUUCUUCCCCCUCUUCCCCCUUUCUCCUCUCGCCCACGCCGCGCCGCCCCCCCCCCUCCCGUCCCUCUUUCCUCACAGUCCUCUCUGUCCUAGUACAGAAGCAGUUCGCUCGAAGUUGUGCGGUCCGGGUUGCAGCUUUCCGCAUCUGCCUUCGUUCCGUGUAGAUUGACGCGUUUCUUUGUAACUUCAGUGUUUCUGACGAGAAAAAAAAAAAAGAAAAAAGAAAAAAAUGAAUUUACUGCUGCAGGUUUUUUUCUCUCUCCAUGUGUCACUAAGUGAAGUUUGUGCCUUCUAUAGCAAAGAGAAUAUUUUUUACAUCCUACUAACAGUAGAUUUUUUUGUAGUGAACAUUUUUUGUAUUUUUAUUUAUAAGUCUCAUAAGAAAAAUAGCAAUGUUCAGUUGUAUACCUUGAAUCUGCAGUUAGAAAAAAGAAUAAAGUUAAUUCAGUUGUCUCUGGC
Molecule: messenger RNA, 8370 nt
Organism: Dromiciops gliroides (monito del monte)
Lineage: Eukaryota; Metazoa; Chordata; Mammalia; Microbiotheria; Microbiotheriidae
Gene: ZBTB16
Product: zinc finger and BTB domain containing 16
Exons: 7
Coding region: 384-2408 (674 amino acids)
Biological process (GO): regulation of transcription by RNA polymerase II
Molecular function (GO): DNA-binding transcription factor activity, RNA polymerase II-specific; RNA polymerase II cis-regulatory region sequence-specific DNA binding; protein binding
Source: RefSeq, a predicted model, not a curated record